GAUUUCACAGACUACAGAGUACCUUUGUUUAAUGUAAUUGCGACGAUUAUUGUUUGCGUUUUGCGAUUAAUUUUUGUAUUUCAUCAGCCAUCAAGUAAUAUCUUUCCUACAUAAAAUAAUAUUAUUACACAUUUGCAGUUUGAAUCAUAUUUAUGAAAUAAAAAACAGUGAGUCAUAGGUAACGGCCACGUCAGUUAACAAUAUAGCCGGUCUAAAUUGUAAUAGAUAACAUUUAUAUUUAGUUAAUUACAGGCAGCUAUUACGUUAAAAGAUUUAACUUUCAACAGCGGAACAGAAAGCGAAUUCCAAAACAUCAUGUCUGGAUAUCCUUAUGGAAACCCACAAUUUCCUCAGCAGCCAAAUGCAAUAUAUCCUCAAAUAUAUAAUCCUUCAUCUGCUCCACCCCCUGGUCCUCAAGGACAACCCAUGAUGCCAGGCUAUCCAUACCAGCCAGGAUUUGCAGUUUAUCCUGGUCAAGGAGUUGGACAGCAGGGACUGCCUCCAUCGGCUAUGUCAUAUCCAAAUGUUGCUCCAACUGCACCAGCUUAUGGCUACCCUGGCUUUCCAAAUGUUACGCCACAACAACCAUGGUCUGUUGUUGAAUGGAUACCUGCGACACCACAGUCUGCCCAUUCUCUAAGCAACAAAGCAGUAGUUGCUGGCUAUGAAGGGCAUGACCACAGUCCUCUUUGGGUUAUUCGGUCAAGAAUUCAGGGAGAUCUUGUUCCUGGCAAGCUUGCUAUUAAGCAUAGUGCUGCAUAUGUACCUUGGAACGGACAAGAAAAUCCUGUGCAGAACUUUGAGGUGUGCUGUGCUCCGGCAGACAAGGUCCGUUGGAUUGAGACUAGAGAUGGUAUAGUGCCACCUAACGCUAUAGCAUCUGGUAAUACAGCUGCUGGAGAGCCGCUGUAUGUCGGCAGGGCUAGGGAGCAAGGCUCACUUACUCCCGGAAAGGUCCACCCAAGCCACAAGGUGCUGUACAUAUCCUUUGGCGGCAAAGAAAUUGGUCACAAAGUCUAUGAAAUACUGUGUACAGUGUGAAAAUUUAUAUUUACUUUAAAUGUAACAAAAACCCUGAGGUUUGAAGAAAUUCUUUCCCAUAAAUAAUUCACAUGAAUUUUGAAUAAUAUAUUUUCU
Pieris napi is the source of this 1137-nucleotide messenger RNA. RefSeq lists its product as uncharacterized. The coding region runs from base 316 to 1041 and encodes 241 amino acids. The transcript is spliced from 5 exons. The record is from RefSeq and is a predicted model, not a curated record. Lineage: Eukaryota; Metazoa; Arthropoda; Insecta; Lepidoptera; Pieridae.